UUUGAAGAACUACUCCAUGAGACCUUAAAAAAGGAGGCUUUGGCACCUGCCAUCAGAAAGGAUUUCUACCAAAGAAGUGUACACCUAAAGAGUUUGGUGGAUAAAAACAGAGAGGCACUUCAGAAUUUAAAAAAGACUGAUGAACCUGCUCCUGUUGGAAAUUAUGAACAAAGGAAAGAAGAUGAAGAUCUUAGAUUGGCACAGCUGUCACAACAGUUGCAAAAUCUUGGAAAGACUUUAUCUGAGGGUGAUGGAGAUAUAAAAGAAGCUAGUGAGGAUGAGGUAGAAACUGAAGAUGAGGAAGAAGAUGAGGGAGAAGAUCAGGAUGAUGACCACGAAGAAGAUGAAGAAGAAGAGGGGGAUGAGGAGGAAGAAGAGUUGGACCUCACUGCUAAAGAGUUCAUCACCCUAGGAGAUUUCAAAGCCCAGCAGAAAGAUGAUCUGACUUUUAAAAAAGGAGAAGUAUUGCAGAUUCUAGAUAAGAAGCCUGAUGGUUGGUGGGUGGCUCAGAACUCAAAGGGAUUCAAGGGUCUUGUACCAAAGACCUACUUGCAGGUAUAUAGUGGAGACAAUCACAGCCCUGAUCCUAAUGAAGAGGAAAGUGAAGAAGAGGAGGAGGAAGAAGCAGCUGAAGCAUCCGCUGAUAGGAAAAAUAGACCUGAAACUGAUACAGUUUCACAGCUGAGUGCCUCCAAGAGGACACAAGAGAUGAGUGCUACUGAUGCCCUGACCACUAUGGGUACAAUCCCUGCUGGCUUCCGUUCAUCAACCUUAGCCCAGCUCUUAGAACAAGGUGAUCAGUACAGGUCAAGCAGGUAUCUCCAGCCUGAGCUUACUGCUUCCCAGCUCGCUUUUAAGGAUCUGUUGUGGGACUUGGAAAGAGGAGGUAUCCAGCCUCUCCCUACCAGGGUCUCUUUGGUUUUGACAUUAUGGAGUUGUAAGAUGAUACCUCUGCCUGGAGCAAGUAUUCAGAUUCUAAGCAGACAUGUGCGGCUCUGCUUGUUUGAUGGUACUAAGGUCCUGAGUAACAUUCAUACAGUAAGAGCUACAUGGCUACCCAAAAACUCUAAAACUUGGACAUUUUCUCCUAGGGUUACAGGCAUUCUUCCCAGCAUGUUGGAUGGUGACUGUUUCGUGAGGUCUGCCAGCCAGUUUCCAGAAAUAGGGAUUUUGUUUGAAGUAGGAGUUACUUAUAUCCGAAGCUCUACAGGUGAGAGGGGAGAGUUGAGCUGUGGCUGGACUUUCUUAAAACUCUUUGAUGUCAGUGGCAUUCCAAUACCUUCAAAGACUUAUGAAUUGGCAUUAAAUGGCGGUACUCCCUAUGAACAAGGAGUUGAGGUGGAUCCAUCUAUAUCUAGACGAGCAAACAGUGGAGUCUUUAAUCAAAUGAUGACCCAUAGAAGACAACCACGGCUUCUUGUGAAACUUAGAUCAGUCAACAGAAGAAGAAGGGAAAUGUUAAGUCUUCUUCCAGAAACCUUGGUAGGCAGCAUGUGCCAUGUGCCAUUGUUGGUCUUUUAUCGUCAAAUCCUGGGUGAUGUUCUUCUGAAAGAGAGAGUGAACAUGCAGAAUAUAGAUCUAAUUUGCAAUCCACUGCUGGCCACGUUCCCCGGACUAAUGGAGCAGCCUGAUAUCAUGGAUGCUUUGAGGAGUGGAUGGGCUGAGAAGCAGAACUCUUUGAAGAGGGCAGAAAAGGGAGAUCCAGAAUUCUUGAAGAACACAUUCAUCCAAGUAUACCACGACACUGCUUACCCUCUUCUACAAUCAACAUUUCUCCAGGCACCUAGAUGGGCAGAUGAUGAAACAGAAGCUGCACGCUGGAAAGCUAUUGCUGAUUUCCUAAAGCAAAACAGGGAGAAGGAUGGAGCCCUCCAUUACCUGCUGUCACCUGAUUGCCUUCACAAGCCCUUUGAUAUGUCAGAGAUAACCUAUGACUUUCUUGAUGCAUCGAGAACCUCUGUGCUCACUGCUUGA
Molecule: messenger RNA, 1974 nt
Organism: Staurois parvus
Lineage: Eukaryota; Metazoa; Chordata; Amphibia; Anura; Ranidae
Source: the annotation of a GenBank genome assembly